AUGCGGUGGCCUCUUCCCUCCUUUCCGUAUCCGCCGUCCAAGGAUGGAUUUUGGAAUCCUGUCACCUCUACCCUUAACUGGUGUGAAGAGGACUACUAUGCCACCAUUUAUUCUGCUGAAAUUGUCAAUACCUUGACGAAUCUCCUGUUUAUGGGGUUAGGCUUCAAGGGUAUUAUUAGCUGUCGCCAAAAUCAGCAUGAUCAGAUCUUCUUGGUGGCUUAUCUGGGCUACCUGGUGGUGGGAACUGGUAGUUUCCUAUUCCACUCGACGCUGAAAUACCCAAUGCAACUCGUGGACGAGCUCUCAAUGAUCUACACAACCUGCCUCAUGGUCUACGCCAGUUUCUCAUACACCCGCCCGGUGAAUGUCCGCGUUAUACUAGGCGUUUCGCUCGCCUUACUCUCUGUAUUUAUCACUUUGUACUAUCACUACAUUCAGGAUCCCGUUUUCCACCAGGUUGUCUAUGCGAUCUUGACCACCGUGGUUGUCCUGCGUAGCAUGCACACCAUGGAGGUCACUUUACGGCCCCGGUGGCGCAAGUCCCGCGAAGAAGACCGGCUGGAACGGCAGAAGCAGGGACUACCAGUGCCUACCAAAGAGCGCCAACAUUACGAGAAUGUGCGUGACAUGAAAACCCUCAAAACAAUGUGGUUCAUGGUGGCAUACGGCCUGAGCAUUUUCCUCGGUGGAUUCGCCAUCUGGAACCUAGAUAACCAGUUCUGUUCUAGCAUUCGUCGAUGGAGACGGCAAGUGGGCCUGCCGUGGGGGAUAUUCCUGGAGGGUCAUGGUUGGUGGUAUGGCUUCCUUUCCUAUCUAUCCGGUGCUACACACUAUGUCUUGAGUCCUACUUACUCCAUUUCUAGGCAUGUCAUGACUGGUGUCGGUGCAUACCUGUACAUCAUCUGGGGCAUCUGGCUACGACACUGUCUUAAUGGUCGUCAAGACGACUAUCACCUGCGCUGGGCGCAUUUCUGGCACUUCCCCGAAGUGAUUCGUACUACACCUACAUCCGACAAUGGCGUUUCCCGAGCCAAGAAGUCUACCUAG
Molecule: messenger RNA, 1047 nt
Organism: Penicillium malachiteum
Lineage: Eukaryota; Fungi; Ascomycota; Eurotiomycetes; Eurotiales; Aspergillaceae
Product: ceramidase
Exons: 3
Coding region: 1-1047 (348 amino acids)
Biological process (GO): ceramide catabolic process; ceramide biosynthetic process
Cellular component (GO): endoplasmic reticulum membrane
Source: RefSeq, a predicted model, not a curated record